Messenger RNA from Homalodisca vitripennis (glassy-winged sharpshooter), 914 nucleotides. RefSeq names its product GILT-like protein C02D5.2. The coding region runs from base 179 to 856 and encodes 225 amino acids. The record is from RefSeq and is a predicted model, not a curated record. Lineage: Eukaryota; Metazoa; Arthropoda; Insecta; Hemiptera; Cicadellidae. Gene Ontology annotation, molecular function: oxidoreductase activity, acting on a sulfur group of donors, disulfide as acceptor. The transcript has 6 exons.
AUCAAAUCCAGGUGUCGGAUUGCAGUUUGACAUUUUAACGAGAUUGAGUUAUUGUCUCCAACGUUGUUCGUUACAAUCUCUGGUUCAAGUAUACACGAUAGAUUCAACAUUCAAAAUUGUGAUCAGUUAAUUGUGUUUAACUUUUUUGCCAUAUUAGGAGUCCAUUAUCAGCCUUGUGAUGUUGUCAAUGGUUGUUUUGUGUCUAUACUUACUUUUGCCGGUAUAUUCUGAGUUGGAGGAGACACCGCUAACUCUAACCUUGUACUAUGAGAGUUAUUGUGACGACUGCAUACGAUUCCUGGAGAACCAACUGUCCAUAGCUUGGCAGCUGUUCAAGGAUGACUUACGAUUGGAUAUGGUACCUUUUGGAAAAGCUAAGAAAUUAAAUUUACGAGAUGGAGGAUCAGAGUGCGCUUGUCAGCACGGGCCCAAAGAGUGCCUUGGCAACAAGCUGCACGCAUGCGCCAUCUUGCAGGCGUGUGGCGAAUCAGGAACGCUGCGAUGUGCACCAGACCAGUUGAGUCACGUGAUCAAUUACAUUUUGUGCGUCGAAAAGACUCCGAAUCAACAUAAAGCCACACACCAGUGCGCAGAAUCCCAGAGCCUCGACCCUACCGCUAUAAUCCAGUGUGCUACAAGUCAUCUAGGAGACGAGUUACACAGUCACUAUGGCAACCGAACCAGAAGCUUCAGUCUUAAGGGAAUGAUCGACUUUGUACCUACCGUGGUGCUCGAUGGGGAGGAAGAGAGUUUGGCUGUGUACGACCUGGUGUGGGAGAUUUGUAAACUUCGCCCAAGAUUGUGCACUGCGGAUGCGGUACAAACAUAUUUAAAGAAAAGUGGGAAGAAGGUUUAAUUUGACUAUUAUCGCUCCUUGAUUGCAGUUUAAUAAUAAAUUUUAUCUUCCUCUUUCA